GAUUUCAACCUUCUGCUUUAACGCAAGCUAGAGACAGAGAGGAGGGAAACGUCAACCCUCAAUCCAAGCAUUCAAGACAGCUUCAGCAGAGACAAUUUCUACACGGAAGAUUUUUUUUUUUUUUCCCCCCAGCGCUGAGACGAUGUGUGAUAGAGCUCUUUUUCUUAUUUGCUUUACAGCACAGGUGCUUACGUUAGCCUGGUCCCAAGCGUGUACGCAGAGAUGCCAGUGCCCGGACGAGCCCCCGAUCUGCCUCCCCGGAGUGCCCCUGAUCCUGGACGACUGCGCCUGCUGCCUUGUAUGCGCUCGUCAGAAAGGUCAGGCGUGUUCCGAAACCAACCCCUGUGAUUCACGGAAAGGCCUGCAGUGCAACUUCACCUCUGGCAAAAACAAAAACACAGGCGUAUGUGUGGCUCACGAAGGAGACGUCUGUGUUCUGGACGGUGUGGUCUACCAGAACGGCCAGACCUUCUUCCCCAGUUGCAAGCACCAAUGCAUGUGUCGUGAUGGACAGAUCGGCUGCAUCCCUCGCUGCAAUAUAGACGUCAUGCUACCAGGGCCCGACUGCCCCGUGCCGCGCCGGGUCCACGUCCCCGGCGAGUGCUGCGAGAAGUGGGUGUGCGAUCCCCCGGCCGAAGCCAGCGCACUGGGAGGCUUUGCUAUGGCAGCCUUUCGUCAGGAGGAAUCGGUGAACUUUGACUCCUGGGACCCCAGCUUGAACUGCAUCGAGCAGACCACUGAGUGGGGAGCCUGCUCCAGAACGUGCGGCAUGGGGGUGUCCACCAGGGUCACAAACAAGAACCGCCGUUGUGAGAUGGUGAAGCAGAGCCGGUUGUGCAUGAUCAGACCCUGCGAUGAGCAGCAGGACCAGACAGCGCUCUUGCAACCAAAGAGAGGCGGUAGAUGCCAGAGGAUUGUGAGGAGCGACACCGCCGUCCAUCUCUCCUACAAGAACUGCACUAGCGUCCAGGCUUACAAACCUCGCUACUGCGGCUCUUGCACGGACGGCCGUUGCUGCACCCCACACAGAACCAAGACCGCCCUGGCGGAUUUUACCUGCGCUGGCGGUAAAACCAGCAAGAGGCCAGUCAUGGUGAUCCUGACUUGCGUCUGCCACAAUAACUGCCCACGGGACAACGCAGUUUGGCAGGCUUCGGAGCUGGGCUACAGCGGGAUGACGUUAUAGGUCAGAGCUGUCAUCAUUACAGCCAGUGACUGCGUGUGUAUUUGGCAUUUCUGUUGCGUUGGACAAAUUCUUGGCCAAAAUCUUGAGCAUGAGUUGUAUCAACUCUUCCUUAGUCUAAAACACGCAAAUAUGUGACAACAUGGACUCUCCUGUGCACAAAUGAGUCUAUUUUGCUAUUUUGCUUAAUGAACGCACUUAGCACAGGUCUCUACUAUUUUUGGAGAUCAGAUUGAGAGAAUGAUUCAUUAUUCAUUUGAGCAUUUAUGGUCAACACAGUGUGAAUAUUGGUUGUUUUUUUUAGUUGGAAUGAACAUUUGACACUAUUUCUGUGAGUCCAAAGUGUCAUGUAACAGUGCUAACACGUGAUCUAAUAAUUGUGUAGUUGACAGUUUCCAAGUAUGGGAUGCAUACAUGCAUGACCUGGCCCUACACGAAGGGCUCAACCUAUGAGCAGAGGUCAUUUUUGGGACUUUGUGUCAUUUCUAACGUCUGUCUGAUGUCCUCCCUUGUUGUGUCUGGCCAUUAACGUUUUCGUGUGUAUUCGAGUCUUAUGUGGUGGACGACAAAGGUUCUUGAUAAAACUUGCUGUAACCGUUGAAUUUUCUUUGUGCCUGUGUGUGUGCGUGUGUGCAAAUUCAUAACUCAUACUCAAACUGAAUUGUUCUGUGGUAUCUGUUUUCUAACUCUUUGCUUAUUGAUCGGUAAAGUCGUUCAAAAAUAAAUGUAUUUUUGUAUCAAAGAGUUUUUCUGUUGUUGUGCGAGUUACAAUAUUUUGGCCUAGGGUGUCCAAAUUAGAACGCAUUUGCAGCACAUGGCCUGUUUUUUUCAUUUUUGGGGGUCAACAUUUGAAUAACUUUCAAAGGUGGUUAGUAAUGCAGGAAAAGCGGCAGAGCUCAGGUUUGUGUCAAGGCCUGACCCUCUUACAUGAUUUUGGUUCCUUAUGUUUAAUAUAUAUGACUGUUCUUAUUCUAUUUUAUUCUUUCACUGUUUUAUUUCCCCCAAAACCAACAUGAUCAACAGGUGCACGUUUCUGCAGAAAUCUGUGAGAACAUGACUGUCUGUCCCGUAAUGAUACAAAUUCUAUACACACAACUUAGACUCUUUGACUCAGCCACUGUGCAAGCGUUUGUAUUCUUUUUGUUAGCAGUUUUACCUGCAAUGUCUUCUCUGUCCAGCAGUAGUCGCUAAUGCUUCAGUAAAGAUGAAGCCCCUCCAGCAAUGGAUUUGACAUUUUAAAAUGUUUUAUUCAUUUAAUAAAGUUUAAAAAAAAAGAAUGAAUUUCCCAGAAAAUACUCGGACUUCUAUAGUAUUGUGCUUU
Molecule: messenger RNA, 2504 nt
Organism: Syngnathus typhle (broad-nosed pipefish)
Lineage: Eukaryota; Metazoa; Chordata; Actinopteri; Syngnathiformes; Syngnathidae
Product: CCN family member 3-like
Exons: 5
Coding region: 143-1186 (347 amino acids)
Biological process (GO): cell adhesion; signal transduction
Cellular component (GO): extracellular region; extracellular matrix
Molecular function (GO): integrin binding; heparin binding
Source: RefSeq, a predicted model, not a curated record